GAGCAAUAUUGCUGAAGUAGCAUAAAGUGUUUCAGACUCGAAAACAUCACCAAUCUCAAACAUGUUGGCUAUAUUUUGUUUAGCAAUCGUUCUUCCUCUCAGUUUCGCUGAGCCAGAUGAACAUAUCGUAGGUGGUUCUCCAGCAGCAAGUUGUCAGUUUCCAUCAAUAGUUCAUUUACUCUUUGAUACUACUAAAGGUACUUUCGAAUGUGGUGGUACACUAUUGGACAACCAACAUGUUUUGACCGCUGCCCAUUGUUUCGCUACCGGAACUCGUUCAGUUUCUAUAAAUAUUGGUACCAAUAAUAACCAAGUGAACGGUCGAUAUGUUAUGACAUCUAGAACAUGGAAAGUCCAUUCUGGUUAUUCUGAUAAUCCCAUGCGCAACGAUAUUGCUAUGAUUCGUCUACCUAAGCCAGUGUCAUUUGGAAAUUGUGUAGCAGCUGCUGCCCUUCCUUCUCAAGGAGAGAUAUUUGAUGGGAGAAGAUGUAUCGCAGCUGGAUGGGGUAGAACUGGAGUGGAUAAGUCUUCGACUGUCGAACUUCGACAUGUAACUAUGCCAAUUGUUGAACACAGACUCUGCAAACAGAAAAUGGACUAUGCGUCUCUCAUGGAUGAACAUAUUUGUGGAGGUGAUUUCAAGUUCGGUGGUGCCAGCACUUGUAUGGGUGAUUCUGGUGGCCCUUUCUAUUGCCCCAGCAGAAAUGGCAACAUGGUUGUGGCUGGCAUCACAUCAUUUGGUUAUGACUGUGCUAUUGAUGCUGCCAUCUUUACCAGUGUUUCCUACUUCAGAAACUGGAUCGACACCACAUUAAGGACUUUAUAAGAUCCAGAAACAGGAUCGAUGACGCCCUGAAAAUUUAAUAGAUUGUUGCAGUCCAACGACACUCUAAAAUAUAUUUGAUAUUUCAACUAUAUUUAAAUAAAAUAGAUUUUUACUGAACAA
Molecule: messenger RNA, 946 nt
Organism: Octopus bimaculoides (California two-spot octopus)
Lineage: Eukaryota; Metazoa; Mollusca; Cephalopoda; Octopoda; Octopodidae
Product: chymotrypsin-1
Biological process (GO): proteolysis
Molecular function (GO): serine-type endopeptidase activity
Source: RefSeq, a predicted model, not a curated record